This is a messenger RNA of Petromyzon marinus (sea lamprey), 3971 nucleotides long. The record is from RefSeq and is a predicted model, not a curated record. Lineage: Eukaryota; Metazoa; Chordata; Hyperoartia; Petromyzontiformes; Petromyzontidae.
AUCAUGAAAUAUAUAUAUUGCAUGAGUAUGCUUUGUAGGUUAGUAUUAACGCUGUCUAUACUCUGUAUGGCUUAUAAGUUAUGAUUGUUACUUGGUGGUGAUGGUGUGGUGAUGUUCAUGAUGGUGGUGAUAACCCUUGUUGCUCUUGACGCUCUUGCUUGCAAACUGAGAAUGCAACAGGGUUUUGGUGUUAUUAAGAGAGGACGCAGAAAGGUAAACUAUAUAUAUUUUUGGAAACGAUUCAACUACAUUGUAUUUUCUUUGCUUGAUCUCUGCCUUUUGUAGAUGUGGACGAGUGCAUGUUACAGCUGUCUGAUUGUAAUCAAACGUGCACGAAUAUAAUUAAUGGCUACACGUGCAGCUGCAAAGAUGGCUAUCGUAAUGUCACCAUGGACAGCCACAGAUGUGAAGACAUUGAUGAGUGUGCCCUGAAUUCAUCUCUUUGUGUCAAAAAUGCCCAUUGUGUAAACACACCUGGCCACUAUGACUGCAGUUGCAAUGCUGGCUUCAGAGGAAAUGGAUUUAUAGAUUGUCAAGAUGAAGACGAAUGUUCAGUCAAAAAUAAUCCCUGCUUAUCCGUAAACAAUUCAUUUUGCAACAAUAGCAUCGGGUCCUAUUCCUGCAUCUGCACUUCCGGCUAUAAUGGCACAACUUGUGAAGAUAUAAAUGAAUGCAUAAGCGGGCAGAACAAUUGUCCCGUCAACGCCAAUUGCACCAAUACGAUCGGCUCCUAUACGUGUGUAUGCAAACUGGGCUAUGAGGGAAAUGGCUGGAACUGUAAGGAUAUCGACGAAUGUAUGACGGGAAACCAUUGUAAUAGUAAUGGAUCAGAAUGUAUGAACACUGAUGGGUCAUAUUACUGCACCUGUGCUCUUGGAUUCACUGGGAAUGGAACCUACUGCGCAGAUAUAAAUGAAUGCACGGCCAAUCCAUACUUGUGCCAGGACACAGAAGAAUGUAUGAAUGGUUUUGGAAGCUACAAAUGCGAGUGCUUACCAGGUUACAUAAGGAAUGGAACAAUUUGUACAGAUGUUGAUGAGUGCAAGAAAAACCAACCGUGUGACGCGAACACGAUGGUGUGCAGCAACACGAUAGGAUCGUACACAUGUCUGUGCAAGGCGGGAUACCAAUUUGAUAGCACAGCUCGCAUCUGUACUGACACAGACGAGUGCGUCGUUUCAUCAUUAAACAACUGCUCGAGGACGACAGGGCUCUGCCAAAAUUUCGAUGGAAGUUUCACGUGCCAGUGCAAGGCUGGCUACACAGGAGACGGAGUCACGUGCACAGAUAUCGAUGAGUGUAACCCACCGGCAAAUGCAACGCAGCCCUGCAAAGGCCCUGUCGGAGUGAGAUGUAACAACACCAUUGGCCACUACACAUGCAGCUGUCCCUUCGGAUACUACUUGGACAGUGAUGGAACCACAUGCAAAGAUGUUGAUGAAUGCAUCAGAGGACUCCACAACUGCACCCAGAACUGCACGAACAUCGAAGGAGGCUUCACCUGCAGCUGCUUUGCCCGUUUCAGCUCUGUGAAUGGGACUUGUAAACAAAACCAAACUUGUGUGACGGACGUUUGCAAUGGAACUGGAGAUUGUUACAUUGAUGAAACAACUCUCCCAGGAUGUUCCUGCAAUUCUGGGUACACCCUCAAUGGCACGAGCAAAACGCAAUGCAUCAAUAUUGAUGAGUGCAGCUUACCCAUGGCUGAUGGACAGACACCUUGCGACUCCAUAUACGGGACAUGCACUGACACAAUCGGCAGCUUCAAGUGUGGAUGUGUGGCUGGGUACGCGGCCGUAAGCGACAGCCGGACCUGCCAAGACGUGGACGAGUGUCAGAGCGGAAUCUAUAACUGCACUCAAUAUUCCACGUGUCAUAACUUAGACGGAAAUUAUACCUGCAUCUGCAACAGUGGAUAUGUCCAAUCUGGAGAGACGUGCAUAGAUGUUGAUGAGUGUGAAAAAGCAGGUAGUGCUCUCUGUGGUCAUGGAGCCUACUGUGCUAACACAUUGGGUUCAUACGCAUGCAGGUGUCUUGUGGGAUACGUAGGCAAUGGCACUGUCUGCCUGGAUGUGGAUGAGUGUCUGCUCCCCAGCAACAACUGCAGUGCCAAUUCAACCUGCACAAACACCCCAGGCUCCUACCAAUGCCAGUGUGAUGCUGGUUUCCAAAAAACUGGAGAGAUGUGCACAGAUGUAGAUGAGUGUCUGAAAUUUGGCAGUGCGGCCUGUGGGCAAGGAGCCUACUGUGUCAACACGGUGGGUUCAUACAAUUGCCCGUGUCUUGCGGGAUACAUAGGCAAUGGCACUGUCUGCCUGGAUGUGGAUGAGUGUCUGCUCCCCAGCAACAACUGCAGUGCCAAUUCAACCUGCAAGAACACGCCAGGCUCCUUCCAAUGCCAGUGUGAUGCUGGUUUCCAAAAAACUGGAGAGAAAUGCGUAGAUGUGAAUGAGUGUCAAACAUCUGGCAGUGCGGCCUGUGGGCCAGGAGCCUACUGUGUCAACACGGUGGGUUCAUACAAUUGCCCGUGUCUUGCGGGAUACAUAGGCAAUGGCACUGUCUGCCUGGAUGUGGAUGAGUGUCUGCUCCCCAGCAACAACUGCAGUGCCAAUUCAACCUGCAAGAACACGCCAGGCUCCUUCCAAUGCCAGUGUGAUGCUGGUUUCCAAAAAACUGGAGAGAAAUGCGUAGAUGUGAAUGAGUGUCAAACAUCUGGCAGUGCGGCCUGUGGGCCAGGAGCCUACUGUGUCAACACGGUGGGUUCAUACAAUUGCCCGUGUCUUGCGGGAUACAUAGGCAAUGGCACUCUCUGCCUGGAUGUGGAUGAGUGUCUGCUCCCAGCAACAACUGCAGUGCCAAUUCAACCUGCAAAAACACACCAGGCUCCUUCCAAUGCCAGUGUGAUGCUGGUUUCCAAAAAACUGGAGAGAAAUGCGUAGAUGUGAAUGAGUGUCAAACAUCUGGCAGUGCGGCCUGUGGGCCAGGUGCCUACUGUGUCAACACGGUGGGUUCAUACAAUUGCCUGUGUCUUGCGGGAUACAUAGGCAAUGGCACUGUCUGCCUGGAUGUGGAUGAGUGUCUGCUCCCCAGCAACAACUGCAGUGCCAAUUCAACCUGCAAGAACACGCCAGGCUCCUUCCAAUGCCAGUGUGAUGCUGGUUUCCAAAAAACUGGAGAGAAAUGCGUAGAUGUGAAUGAGUGUCAUACAUCUGGCAGUGCGGCCUGUGGGCCAGGUGCCUACUGUGUCAACACGGUGGGUUCAUACAAUUGCCUGUGUCUUGCGGGAUACAUAGGCAAUGGCACUGUCUGCCUGGAUGUGGAUGAGUGUCUGCUCCCCAGCAACAACUGCAGUGCCAAUUCAACCUGCAAGAACACGCCAGGCUCCUUCCAAUGCCAGUGUGAUGCUGGUUUCCAAAAAACUGGAGAGAAAUGCGUAGAUGUGAAUGAGUGUCAAACAUUUGGCAGUGCGGCCUGUGGGCCAGGUGCCUACUGUGUCAACACGGUGGGUUCAUACAAUUGCCUGUGUCUUGCGGGAUACAUAGGCAAUGGCACUGUCUGCCUGGAUGUGGAUGAGUGUCUGCUCCCCAGCAACAACUGCAGUGCCAAUUCAACCUGCAAGAACACGCCAGGCUCCUUCCAAUGCCAGUGUGAUGCUGGUUUCCAAAGUAAUGCUACUGUGUGCGAGGACAUCAACGAGUGUGGGAGAGUCCCAGCUGUGUGUGGCUUGGGAACGGUUUGUGAGAACACAGUGGGGUCAUACCGCUGCCCCUGCGCUCCAGGAUAUCAACGCAACACAAGUGAUGGAAAUGCAACAUGCUCACAAUUGACAACUACCACUCCACAGGCAACCACAACAAAGGAAGUCAAGACCCUAUCAACUUCAACAGAACAAUCCACCACAAGUGCACCAACAACACAGACAGCCACUACAGAAUUAACAACUACCACUCCACAGGCAACCACAACUAACG